Molecule: messenger RNA, 1624 nt
Organism: Daphnia pulicaria
Lineage: Eukaryota; Metazoa; Arthropoda; Branchiopoda; Diplostraca; Daphniidae
Product: sepiapterin reductase-like
Exons: 5
Coding region: 634-1416 (260 amino acids)
Biological process (GO): tetrahydrobiopterin biosynthetic process
Molecular function (GO): sepiapterin reductase (NADP+) activity
Source: RefSeq, a predicted model, not a curated record
UCUAAAGUUCUCUCGAUUACCCUGAGAGGACAGCGCCAUCUUAUCGGGGUGUGGGUGACACGUUUCUUUCGGCGGUGUAGAAUACCUAUCGACUGUGCUGAAUGGAUGACCCUUGGGCAAGCACUAUUGAUGGAAAUAUCACCUCAUCUCUUGAACCGAACGAGUUUCCUCUGCACUUUGACAAUAACUUUUGUCCAUCAGCUGAUUCCAAAGACAAUAAAGUCGAUUCUUCCAACGAAUCUUUCCAGCCAUUACCCGACUCUUCUACUUAUUUGGAGAAUUUAGAAAAGAAGUUGUGCAAAUUACGGAAAACCCCUUCAUCAAACAGUGGGGCUGAGAAAAGAGAUUUGCUGCUGUCUCUGGCAGGAGCUCGUGAGGGCCACAUUGACCGUUUACUGAAUUCACAGUUUUCUCAGUUGCAAGGCUUGGGUGAAAUUGAAAAUUUUGAUUGUCCAGUCGAGGAGUCUCUGUCUGGCACAGUGAUUCGGCACGUAGCACCUCACUUGCAAGCAGUGACAACUGGAGAGCUGGUCCAUCUCUUAAAGGCAGAUCAGUUGCAAGAAAAUACUGCAGAGGAAUACACACCAGAGACUAACAACCAGCAAGAGUAACCAUCAUAUAAAUAGAAGAAGAAUGGAUGAGUCGUGUUACUGGAAUCAGAAAACCUUUGCCAUAGUGACUGGUGCCAGUCGUGGCAUAGGGAGGACUCUGGCUGAGAAAAUAUCGAAACAAAUGGGCGCGGACUCUGUCCUUUUGCUGAUUUCCCGUGACGAAAAAGAUUUGGAUUCGUUACAGAAGGCCAUCGAAACCGAUCGACCGUCAGUGCGAGUUCAUGUCGGCGUGACUGACUUAUCCAGCUGUGACGAGUCGGCUUUGAAUGGUGUCGUCUCAUCUGCUUUGGCUGGUGAAUCGGCCGAGUCCUUUGCCCACGCAUUGUGCGUCCACAAUGCCGGAUCGCUGGGCGACGCUACCAAGCGUUGCACCGAUCUGGUCUCGGUGAACUCGUGCGUCCAAUACUUUCAGCUCAAUUUGGCUUCCGUCGUCGUUCUCAAUGCGAUUUUCUUGCGCCGCUUCGCCUCCAGCCCAGUCCAGCAGCGCAAAACGGUCGUCAACAUGUCCUCCCUCUGCGGAGUGGAACCGUUUUCGUCGCUGUCGCUCUACUGCACCGGCAAAGCUGGACGGGACAUGUUUUUCAAGGUUUUAGCCAAGGAGGAACCUGACGUCCGAGUGCUCAAUUACGCGCCGGGCCCGGUGGAGACCAACAUGCGAACUCAACUUCUCCAUCAGUCGUGGACUGAAGAGAUCAAAUCUGGCGGCCUCGGUCUCACGACCGAAAUCACGUGCGACCGGCUCAUGGCGAUUUUGGCCGGCGAUUCCUACGCCUCCGGUGCUCACGUCGACUACUACGACCCAUGAAAUCAUGCCACAUUCCAGUCCCAACAACAAGAGGAUCUGCCCGUUGGAAAGUUCGGUGAGUAGAGCGUCGGAGACGAGAUUGUAAAUGUCGCGCUUGAUGCGCUCGCGGUGGUAGGGUUGCAGUUCGGCCAGCAUUCCGGCGAUGGAAGCGCAAAAGAGACUGGUGGUGUCCUCUGGAUGAUGGACUGCCGGCUGGAUCCGCUGGCGC